UUCUUAUGCUUUGUAAAAAAAACAACAGUCAUAUUUAGGCUUGGACAAAGAUCCAAGAACAUUGCAAAACCUUUAUAAGUUAUAGCCAGUUGCAUCUAAAUUAAACAGUUAUAUAUAGUAGACACACCCCAAGAACAUUGAAAACUUUUAAAAUGUCAAGUGUGCUCAAGGCCACCAUGUAUUCUUGUAUACUUUGUUAACGUCUGAGUCCACUUCAAAAGAUGCUAAAGAAUAACAAAAGAAAUUGAAGUAAAAAGUUAUUUAAGAUUGGAACUCCGUGCCCAGCCUAUAUUAACAACCUUACCAUUAAGGGUCCCAAGAAAACUCAAAGUCAACGCUAAGCAAAAAGUUUUGUUCUUAAGAGCUCUCAUGGAAAGAUCUCAAGAACUCAAUGUCAACGAUGACCAGAACUUAGAAGCAAACCUAAUAGACCAUGAGGUAAAUGACUCAUCCUCGGUACCUCAAACCAAGAACUACAAGAAGUGGCUCAGAAUCUCCAUUUAUGUAUUCCUUGUCCUCACCUGCCAAGCACUUUCUACAAUACUGGGCAGAUUGUAUUAUGAAAACGGUGGAAAGAGCACAUGGAUGGUAACAGUUCUCCAACGCAUAGGCUUCCCUCUUUUGUUUCUAUACAAAUUCUUUUCACUAAACAAACAACAGGAGAAAACAGAUCCAAGUUUCAUAAACACCACUCUUGGAUUAGCUUACAUAUGUCUUGGCCUCUUAGCAUCUGCCAUCAGUUACAUGUCUUCAGUGGGGUUGCUCUACUUACCAGUUUCUACUUUCUCCCUCAUCUUCGCCUCGCAGUUAGCCUUCACAGCCUUAUUCUCCUACGUCCUCAACUCUCAAAAGUUCACUCCUUACAUUGUCAACUCUCUCUUUCUCCUUACUGUUUCCUCUGCACUCCUUGUGUUCAACAACGAGUCUCAAAACAUAAGAAAUGUCUCAAGAGUAGAGUAUGCCUUAGGUUUCAUAUGCACCAUCAGUGCCUCUGCUGGGAUCGGACUGAUUUUAUCGCUGGUACAACUAAUCAUCACAAAAGUUUUGAAGAAACCUUCGUUCUCAGCAGUCAUGGACAUGGCUAUCUACCAGACACUAGUCUCAUGCUGUGUGGUUCUGAUAGGGCUUUUCGCUAGUGGGGAGUGGAAACUUAUAGCAAGCGAGAUGCGAAACUACAGGCUCGGUAAGGUGUCAUACGUUAGGACUUUGUCCUCAGCUGCUGUUUCCUCGCAAGUCUACACUAUUGGUGCUGUGGGAUUGAUCUUUGAGUCAUCUUCUGUGUUCUCCAAUACGGUAACUGCUGUGGGGUUGCCUAUAGUUCCAGUUGUAGCAGUGAUAGUUUUCCAUGAUAAGAUGGAUGCAUUCAAGAUCUUCUCCAUUACUUUAGCUAUAUGGGGCUUCCUUUCAUUUGUCUAUCAGCAUUACCUCGACGAAAAGAAGUUGAAGACUUUCCACCAUGUUGAGGAAGAUACACAAGUCUGAAUGUGAAAAGUAUGUGUUCCUAAAACCACAUGUCUCAUCAUAAGAGAAAGAUAGUCACACGGAACAAGCA
Molecule: messenger RNA, 1552 nt
Organism: Brassica napus (rape)
Lineage: Eukaryota; Viridiplantae; Streptophyta; Magnoliopsida; Brassicales; Brassicaceae
Product: probable purine permease 22
Exons: 2
Coding region: 370-1482 (370 amino acids)
Cellular component (GO): membrane
Molecular function (GO): purine nucleoside transmembrane transporter activity
Source: RefSeq, a predicted model, not a curated record